CCUACAGUGCAUUUUUCUCCUUUUCUCCUGAUUGCCUUGCGCGUCCCCCCGGCCAUGCCUGAGCCAGCCAAGUCCGCUCCCGCCCCGAAGAAGGGCUCCAAGAAAGCGGUGACCAAGGCGCAGAAGAAGGACGGCAAGAAGCGCAAGCGCAGCCGCAAGGAGAGCUACUCCGUGUACGUGUACAAGGUGCUGAAGCAGGUGCACCCUGACACCGGCAUCUCGUCCAAGGCCAUGGGCAUCAUGAACUCGUUCGUGAACGACAUCUUCGAGCGCAUCGCGGGCGAGGCGUCGCGCCUGGCGCAUUACAACAAGCGCUCGACCAUCACGUCCCGGGAGAUCCAGACGGCCGUGCGCCUGCUGCUGCCCGGGGAGCUGGCCAAGCACGCCGUGUCCGAGGGCACCAAGGCUGUCACCAAGUACACCAGCUCCAAGUCAUAGGAACGAUCUGAAGUCCACGUCUUUGAAAGCCUUUCAUCAGAAACGUUGGUGGCCAGGUCCAUUGAUGAAGCCUUACAGGAUCCCUCCCUCUCUGUAGCAAAGA
Molecule: messenger RNA, 541 nt
Organism: Leopardus geoffroyi (Geoffroy's cat)
Lineage: Eukaryota; Metazoa; Chordata; Mammalia; Carnivora; Felidae
Product: histone H2B type 1-C/E/F/G/I-like
Exons: 2
Coding region: 55-438 (127 amino acids)
Cellular component (GO): nucleosome
Molecular function (GO): protein heterodimerization activity; structural constituent of chromatin; DNA binding
Source: RefSeq, a predicted model, not a curated record